AUUGGAGCUCGGUGAGUAUAAGAGGUUGCCGGGUCGGGUGUUACAAGUCGCACGGUAUCUCUCAGGUCGCAGGCAGGCAGAGCAAGAACGGUAAAAAAAGAAGCGAGAGAAGAAUGAAAAAGAGCAAGUGGGGAGAGUAAAAAAGUGCCGAAGGAGAUUUUCGCAUGGGGGUAGAUGCACUUGCUGUCUAGGAGUAUUUCUUCUCGUCUGCGUUUCCCCCUCCCCUUGUUGUUAAUUUUGUUGCUGCGGGCGCCUCUCGCUCACUCCCCUCACCUGCUCGAUCCUUCCCCGAUCAUCGCCGAUUCAGCUAUUCACAAUAAUAUUUUUUUAAUUUCAACUAUGUCCAAGGCCAGAGUUUAUACGGAUAUUAAUGUUAUUCGCCCCAGAGAAUAUUGGGAUUACGAAUCUUUUACUCUUCACUGGGGUGAUCAGGAUGAUUAUGAAGUUGUUCGAAAAGUUGGAAGAGGAAAAUAUAGUGAAGUCUUUGAAGGGAUUAAUGUCAACAAUAAAGAGCGGUGCAUAAUUAAGAUUCUUAAACCAGUAAAGAAAAAGAAGAUAAAGAGAGAGAUUAAAAUCCUACAGAAUCUUUGUGGGGGGCCUAAUAUUGUCAAACUCCUCGAUAUUGUCAGAGAUCAGCACUCAAAAACUCCUAGCCUGGUAUUUGAGUAUGUGAAUAGUACAGAUUUCAAAGUUUUGUACCCAACUUUGACGGAUUAUGACAUUCGUUAUUACAUAUAUGAGCUACUCAAGGCUUUGGAUUUCUGUCAUUCACAAGGCAUAAUGCACCGAGAUGUCAAGCCUCACAACGUUAUGAUUGACCAUGAGUUGCGAAAGCUCCGGUUGAUUGACUGGGGUCUUGCUGAAUUCUACCAUCCUGGUAAAGAAUAUAAUGUUCGUGUGGCCUCAAGGUACUUUAAGGGGCCUGAACUUCUAGUUGACUUGCAAGAUUACGAUUACUCUUUGGAUAUGUGGAGCCUUGGCUGCAUGUUUGCUGGAAUGAUAUUUCGCAAGGAACCUUUCUUCUAUGGUCAUGAUAACCAUGAUCAGCUUGUUAAAAUUGCCAGGGUUCUUGGAACGGAUGAAUUGAACGCUUAUCUGAAUAAGUAUCAUCUAGAACUUGAUCCUCAACUUGAUGCUCUUGUUGGGAGGCAUAGCAGAAAACCUUGGUCCAAAUUUAUUAAUGCAGAUAAUCAGCAUCUAGUAUCUCCAGAGGCCAUUGAUUUUCUUGACAAGCUCCUUCGCUAUGAUCAUCAGGACAGGGUCACAGCAAAAGAAGCAAUGGGUCAUCCAUAUUUCUUGCAAGUGAGGGCAGCAGAGAGUAGCAGGACGCGAGUGCAGUAGCUUGUAUGGUUAAAGCAGGUUUUACCUCUGUAAAAUUUGUAACCUAUUCUUCAGAGUUGUACAUGCUCAUGCAUGCAUUUGUAUUGAUGCCAGUGUUUUGUGAGAAUAUGUUCUGCGUAAUUCUUUUACAAAUUAAAAUAUGUUCUGCAUAUUAGUUGGUCAUCAAACGUAAGCUGAGUAGUGAGUAUACAGGUUGAAUUUGUUUUGUUGGCGAAA
This is a messenger RNA of Daucus carota subsp. sativus, 1557 nucleotides long. RefSeq names its product casein kinase II subunit alpha-2. Bases 175 to 1341 code for a protein of 388 amino acids. The transcript has 10 exons. The record is from RefSeq and is a predicted model, not a curated record. Gene Ontology annotation, molecular function: ATP binding; protein serine/threonine kinase activity. Gene Ontology annotation, biological process: regulation of cell cycle; peptidyl-serine phosphorylation; peptidyl-threonine phosphorylation. Gene Ontology annotation, cellular component: nucleus; protein kinase CK2 complex; cytosol. NCBI's taxonomy places the organism in Eukaryota, Viridiplantae, Streptophyta, Magnoliopsida, Apiales, Apiaceae.